CGAGAAAGCAACGAUGGCUGCUGACACGAAAACAACCCCAAAAAAUUCUGUUUCUGAAAUCUUUAAGAGCAUGGAAUAUGGACCUGCUCCUGAAGCUGACAAUGUUGUCAAGGCAUGGCUGAAUGACCAUGAUAAUGGUGAAUUUGGGCUAUUCAUUGAUGGAAAAUGGGUGAAACCUGAUGGAAGAAAGACAUAUCAGACAAAAAAUCCAGCAACCGGUGAACCACUGGCAACAACUAUACAAGGAGAGCAAGAAGAUGUAGACUUGGCUGUGAGUUCAGCAAAGAAGGCGUAUGAGACUUGGAGUAAGACACCAAAUCAUGUCCGAGCAAGACAUUUGUACAGCAUCGCUAGACACAUACAGAAACACAUGAGGCUGUUCAGUGUUGUAGAAGCCAUGGAUAAUGGUAAAACAUUCCGAGAGACUAGAGAUGCUGACAUACCGAUCGUGGUCCGUCAUUUCUAUCAUCACGCAGGCUGGGCUCAGUUAAUGGAUACAGAAAUGAGAGGAUGGAAAUCUGUUGGUGUAAUUGGCGGUAUAGUACCCUGGAAUUUCCCACUAAUGUUACUGACUUGGAAGAUCGCCCCAGCUUUAGCCAUGGGAAAUACAGUGGUCCUGAAACCAGCUACAUAUACCAGACUCUCAGCACUGCUGCUGGCAGAGGUGUGUGCUGAGGCAGGACUUCCACCUGGUGUGUUUAAUGUUAUCACAGGAAGUGGAGCAAUGGGCAGUAAGCUAGCAGAUCACCCUGAUGUGGAUAAAGUGGCAUUUACAGGAUCUACAGGGGUUGGUCAGACAUUACGUAGACUGACUGCUGGUAGUGGAAAGAAAUUAUCAUUAGAGUUAGGAGGGAAAUCUCCCGUAGUUGUAUUUGAGACAGCAGACCUGGAUAGUACUGUGGAAGGAGUCGUAGAUGCAAUUUGGUUUAACCAGGGACAGGUCUGCAGUGCUGGAUCUAGAUUACUUGUACAAGAAGGCAUCCAUGACAAAUUGGUGGCCAAACUGAAAGAGAGGUUAACCCACUUUAGAGUAGGUGAUAGUUUAGACAAGACAGUGGAUAUGGGAGCCAUUGUUGAUGAAUCUCAGAGAAAAUCAAUUGAAGAAUAUGUGGAAUCUGCUAGACAAGAAGGAGCAGAGAUAUUCCAGAUUUCACCUAUACCAAAGAAAGGUUGUUUCUAUCCUCCAACUAUAAUCACCAAUGUACAGACAGUAUCUAGAGUUGUUGUCGAGGAGAUAUUUGGUCCAGUAUUAGUUGUAUUACCCUUUAGGACAGCUAAGGAAGCUAUUGCCCUGUCUAAUAACACUAUCUAUGGACUAGGAGGGAGUGUUUGGACAGAGAAUAUUCCAUUAGCUCUGGAAGCUGCACUCAGUAUCAAGGCUGGGACGGUAUGGAUCAACUGCCACAAUUUGUUUGAUUCAGCAGCUGGCUUUGGUGGCUACAAGCAGAGUGGCUAUGGUAGAGAUGGUGGCAAAGAGGGACUAUUUGAGUAUGUCAGACCAUCCUGGGAAAAGAGGCCCAGACCAGAACCUGUGCAGUUGGACCUAAAAGCUUUUGGACAGAUGGUUCAGGCCAGACCAACUAUAGGGAACAACCAAAAAAAUGAGAUUUCAGCAGAUGGUAACGUGCCAGGAAUUGACAGAACAUUUAAGAUGUAUUAUGGUGGUAAACAAGCCAGACCAGAUGCACCCUACUCCAGACCUGUGGUGAGCCCAAAUGGUACUGUUAUAGCCCAUGUUGGUGAGGGUAACAGAAAGGAUGUCAGGAAUGCAGUAGAGGCUGCACAUGCUGCUGCUGCAGGUUGGGGUAAGAGAGCAGCACAUAACAGAGCACAGAUAGUAUACUACAUGGCUGAGAACCUUGAGUUACGACGAGAUGAAGUGGCUAACAGGAUACAUCAGAUGACGGGACGAUCCAUGGACGACUGUAGGACUGAAGUGGACCUGUCAGUACAGAGACUGUUCCACUGGGGUGCAUACUGUGAUAAAUAUGGAGGCUCUGUACAGGAGACAACAUUGUAUGGUUGUACAGUUAAAGUCCAUGAGCCUAUGGGUGUGAUUGGUAUUGCAUGUCCAGAUGAUUAUCCCUUGUUAGGCUUUGUGUCACUGUUUGCUCCAGCUGUAAUUAGAGGGAAUGUCAUAGUUAUUGUACCAAGUGAGAAAUACCCACUGUCAGCUUUAGAUUUGUACCAGGUAUUUGACACAUCUGACCUUCCAGGAGGUGUUGUCAACAUUUUGACUGGAGAUCGUAACCACUUGGCCAAAUAUCUUACUGAGCAUCAGGAUAUCCAGUCCAUGUGGUACUUCGGAACUGCAGAGGGGUCCAAAUUUGUGGAAUAUAUGUCUGCCGAGAAUGUGAAGAGGACCUGGGUGAACUAUGGACUGGCCAGAGAUUGGACUGACCCAGAACAAGGACAAGGAGAAGAGUUCCUGUAUCAAUCAAUACAGUGUAAAAAUAUCUGGAUUCCAAUGGGGGACAUCUUUGCAAAUUAAAGAAAAAUAUGACAGAGACGUCUUGAGUGAAUUAAUAUAUGACAGUCAUGUCCUGUAAUUUUUUUCUUUGGAUUUUGGAUAGAUCUGUUCAUUUUAUUGAAUUAACAAUUAAUAUCUGGAAUUAUGUACAUAAGGACAAACAAAUUACUGGUCAGCAUAGAUACAUUCUCAAAUAGUUUCAGUAUUGUUUAGAUAUUUAAUUUUAAGUCAUGUUUUAAGAAUGUUAAUAUUUAAUCAUGUAAACCGUCCAAACUUACAUUCUAGCUGGAGUUGUUAGAUAGAUAACCCCAUUUUCUUGUCUGAAAAGAUAGCUUAAGUCAUGAAUAGAAAGGGUUGUGAUUAGUAUUACAAAGGUUCAAUGUAUAAUAAAAGGAGAAAAUAUGAUUAGGCUACAUCUGGUUUCCAGAAUAUUUGAAAAUCAUUAAUUAUUUAAAGUUUAUCAAAUAACAUAAUGUAAACCAACUUAUUUUCGCACAUACUUCAUUUUAUGUUAAGUACUUUCGAGCCAACAUUGCAGCAAUUUAUUUUCAAGAUUUUUUCACUUUCUUGAUAUUAAAGCGAAGUUUAUUUUUCACAUAUUGAUAUUCAUGUUAUUUUUCUACUCGUGAAAGUCACAAAAAUAAGUCGCUUGUGAAAAUUAAUAUUUCCGUCAGAUUUUGGUCAUGAUACAUUUAGAUUUUAUUAUGGUACCUUUCAUAUCUCUUCCUUUAAAAAUUGCAUCUUAAUGAAACUAUUUAAAAAAGAAUUAUAUAUUCACUAAAAUAUCUUCUGAUUUAAGUAAUGAAAAUGUUUGGUUUUUAGGUAAUAUCUAUAUUUUUGAAGUUUAACAGAUGCUAAACAUUUAUGACUUUUAUAUAUUAUUUGGUAUGAUUUAUCAUGUUUACCUGAAAAUCUAGUCUUCCAUUCAUUUAUAUUAUUAAUGUAUAUAGUUCAAAGGAGGGGUGAUCCAUGCAGUGUAUAUAUGCAUAUUAUAUAUUAAAUUAACUGCCAGCAUUUAAUUAUGUUUUAGUGGUGCUUGUUGUAUUAUGAAAUAUACCAUUUGAGAGCAAGUAUAAGAUAUGCCUAAAUCUUCAUGAUUACAUUACAUUUAGAUAGGCUGAGCUUGAACUAUAGUAAUAUUUUUAUUUUGUUUUGAGAUUUGAUAUUUCACUGUAAUUAGCAUUCAAUAUUUCGCUUCUACUUCUACCACUAAGUGACCACCGUUGACUAAGGUUGACUAUCCUGUCACUGUUUGGAGUGUGCUUUGUAUAAGUUUGUCACCAGCAAAAAUCUUUACUUCCUGGUUUGAAAUUUUUUUAUAGGAGGGUAAGCCUAGCGUUUUUUCUUCUCUCCUCUAGUGUUGGCCAUAUAUUCCUUUUAUGAUAUGCAUGACAAUCAUAUAUCAAAUGGUUUUGGUGUAUGUAAAGGAUAUUCAUCUAUAGGACAUAUCUUAUGGGAAUGGUUAUUUUGAUAAAAUGCUAUAGAUGUACAUAUACAUGUCUAAGAAUUUGAUUUAGGUAAGCAGUGCUUGUUUAUACAUGUAUCAAUAUUUUAAGGAGACAAUUCUUUUAGUUUCACUUUAAUUGAUUUUUUAAGGCAGCUCUUUGAAUUUAAUAUACAAUCAGGUAAAUCAUGCUUUAAAUAUAUGUAUUUUAUUCAGUUUUCCUAUAUUAUUUUUUUCAGUAGGAAUGUCUGGAAAAGUGGCAUAAGUUUUGGACCUAACAUCCCUACUUGAAAUGUAUUCAAAACGAUCCAAUAAUUAUGUUUCAAUUUUGAACUAUCUCCAUUUUUCCAGUUAAAGAAUAGUAACAAAAAAUACCUCAAAUGUAAAAUAUGUUCUGUUACCUAUUGUAAAUAGAGAAUAUCAAAUGGGUUUUUCAAUAUUAAGGUGUGUGAUAUUAAAAAAGCCAUAUCAUAUACUUUAUUAUAUUCUUUAGGUAGAAGUUUUUCAUGCUACGUGAUGUUAUACAGAUUAGGAGUUUGAUAAAGCCAUGAUUGAUAUCAAUGACAUGAAGUCAUACAGAAUAGGGGUUUGAUAAAGCAUUUAAAACCAUGACUGAUUUAGACAUUAUCACUGAUGGCUGAUACAGCACAAUUGUCAUUGAUUGUAUAACACAUACAGUUCAACUGUAUUUACUACUAAUAAUAACAAAUGCAUUAUACAUAUGUCUAAUAAGUCCAAUACUGAUUAAUAAGUGAUGCCAUUAGUUGUUUCGCUUCUCCUUUUUAAAAUGUUGUAUUACAGUGUUUGUACUUAUUUUUGCAGUGUAAAUUACUCUGUCACAUAUUUCACACAGGAUGUUGUGAAAAAUGAAAGAAGAUAGAGAUUCCACCACUGCAUCAAGUGUGUUACGAUAUUUCUCCACUCGAGACAGUUAAAUUUUAAUAUUUACAGGGUGAAGCUUGCUGAUCUUUUUAAAUAAUUAAAAUUUAACUGUUGAGAGUGGAGAAAUAUCGUAAUACAUGAGUUAUAUAUGGUGGUGGAAUCUGUUUCUCUAAUGAUUUUUAAACGAUAUCCAAACAAAGUUUAUCCUUCUUUUUCAAAGAUUUGCAGAAAGUCGUGUUCUUUAUAUGUGAUGUCAUCAGGCAUGGUCGCCUUUUUUCAUGACGUCACAAUAGGAAAUUCAGAAGAAACCAAGAAAAUUUGACGUCAUAAAUAAAUUUCUACCAAUCAUUUGACGAGAACAAAGUUUUCUCAAGAGAUGAAAAGUAUUUUUCUUACUCUGAACGAGAAAUGUGAAAAAAACAUUCAAAUUAGAGAAAGUAUAUAUUGUUGUUGUUGCAUAAUAGCUGUGGACACAUUUUUGUAGUUCAUAAACUGUUUUUUUAAUGUACAAAUUCAGGAAAAAAAGUUCACAUUUUAAAAAAGACAAAUAUGUUUGUUUUGUAGUUGAAAUUAUAUUAUUUUGAAUCUCAGUUUAUAGUUUUGUAUAAUAUGAAUUCAUUUUAAGGUACACUUUUUGUUUAUAGUGCUAAACUGUUUGUUUUAUAUAAUAUUCAGGAACUAUAAUAAAAUUGUUGAUUGUUGA
Messenger RNA from Mytilus californianus (California mussel), 5499 nucleotides. Its product is annotated as aldehyde dehydrogenase family 16 member A1-like. Bases 14 to 2491 code for a protein of 825 amino acids. The transcript is spliced from 14 exons. The record is from RefSeq and is a predicted model, not a curated record. Gene Ontology annotation, molecular function: oxidoreductase activity, acting on the aldehyde or oxo group of donors, NAD or NADP as acceptor. Lineage: Eukaryota; Metazoa; Mollusca; Bivalvia; Mytilida; Mytilidae.